Perognathus longimembris pacificus (Pacific pocket mouse) is the source of this 963-nucleotide messenger RNA. It is a transcript of the gene Tas2r39, whose product is annotated as taste 2 receptor member 39. Gene Ontology annotation, molecular function: G protein-coupled receptor activity; bitter taste receptor activity. Gene Ontology annotation, biological process: G protein-coupled receptor signaling pathway; detection of chemical stimulus involved in sensory perception of bitter taste; sensory perception of taste. NCBI's taxonomy places the organism in Eukaryota, Metazoa, Chordata, Mammalia, Rodentia, Heteromyidae. The transcript has a single exon. The record is from RefSeq and is a predicted model, not a curated record. Gene Ontology annotation, cellular component: membrane. The coding region runs from base 1 to 963 and encodes 320 amino acids.
AUGUCCAGCAAGUCUGUAGACAAUGACUGGUCCCCAUUUGUCUUGGCCUCAGUUUUUAUCAUAGGCGUUGGAUGCACAGCCGGUGUCAUUGCAAAUGGAUUCAUCGUGGCUAUCUAUGUAGCUACGUGGAUUCAGAAAAAGACACUUUCAACAAGUGGCAGGAUUCUGGUUUUCCUGAGUGUAUCUAGAAUAGUUCUCAACAGCCUUAUGAUACUAGAAAUUAGUUUAGUCUCUACGUUCUCGCUUACUUUUUUCAAAGAUAGAUUCUAUACGCUAUUCAAGAUAAGUUUUAUAUUUUUACAUUAUUGUGGCCUCUGGUUUCCUGCCUGGCUCAGUUUCUUCUACUUCAUGAAGAUUGCCAAUUUUUCCUCCUCACUUUUCCUCAAGCUGAAGUGGAGAAUUUCUGGAUGGAUUCCCCGGCUCCUGUGGCUCUCUGUGCUGAUUUCCUUCAGCUGCAGCCUGGUUUUCUGCAAGGACACCAUCACGCUGUUCAAUGAUGAUUCUCAUGGUAUCCGUUUCCACAAUUCCACGAAGGGGCUAUCCCACAUUAAGACCAAUAUGACCAUCGUGGCUCUCUUCAUUAGCCUGAGUAUCCUGGUUCCUCUGAUCAUUUUCAUUGUGGCGGCCACCAUGCUGAUCAUAUCUCUCAAGAGACAUACCCUGCACAUGAAAAGCAGAGCGACGGGCUCGCGAGAUCCAAGGAUGGAAGCCCACAUAGGGGCCAUUAAAGCAACUAGCUACUUUCUCAUUCUCUACUUUUUCAAUGCAGUUACUCUAUUUCUUGCUAUAUCUGAUAUCUUUAAAAAUAGUUCUUUCUGGACUAUUCUGCUCAGAAUCUCCUUGAUCACCUACCCAACUGCUCAUUCAGUUCUACUGAUUCAGGACAACCCCGGGUUAAAGAGAGCGUGGAGGAAGCUUCAGUCUCAAAUUCAUCUUCACCCAGGAGAGUGGAUUCUGAGAUAA